CAGUGCAUCCAGAAACUCGACUCCAGAUGACACAUGUUCAGAGGAAAAUGGGUCAUUUUUGCUUCUGUUUUCAUCCAUCAUGUUGAUGUUUAUUCCAUUUGUUUUACCAACUCUAUGAAGCUCAUUGCAGGGGGGAAAGACCCUACUCAGCAGUCUGUUUCGGGGCAGCAUGUGCAUACGAUUAAUCGUCUUUCUUAAUAAAUUCAAGAAUAGCCUUAAAGAGUUGUUGCUAAAGAAGUUUUGUUUCCCUAGAGAAGUGAAGUAAAAAGUUAUCUGCACUUUUCAAAACUGCUGAUUCAGAAUGUAACUGCUGGAUAUAAAAAGCUGUGGCCACAUAUCUGCUGUGUUACUGCAGAGGAUGAUAAAGUGGGUCGCAAUAUUUCAAAGAACAUAUCUGUCUGAAAUAUAAAGAGAAAUGGUAUGACCACACUUUUGUGGCUUCCUCUUCCUCUUGCUUAGCACGCAUUACGUUUCUCCUAAGUUCUGUUUCUCUGUCAUUGUCUCAUGCUACUCGGACACAACUUAUUGGAUGGUGAGUAUUUGUUCUAACAACCUUUAAAAGCCUCUGGUUGCUUUUAGAGUGUUUGUAAAAACGUUUCACAAUUUCCUCUUUCUCGUCCUGUCCAGAGUGAUUAUCAGGGUUCACGGAAACUACACAUCUUCCUGUUUUAUGUUCUCAUUCUGCAAGACUGUUUUAAUUUCUCACCUUCAUGCAUGUAUCAGACUACUGUAGCAAUUUGGUGUUAUUUGCCAUCUGAAGGGCUGGAUGUCAAGGCUGGACGAACAAGGCAAGUGGGUGAAGCACUGGUUUGUUCUUGAUGACACUUCGCUGAGAUACUACAGAGACUCAGAGGCUGAGGAGUCAGAUGAUCUGGAUGGAGAGAUCGAUCUGACAUCCUAUGCAAACGUGUCAGACUGUGAUCUAGAGAAGAACUAUGGGCUUCAAAUCCAGACAAAAGGAGCUGUGUUCACCUUCUCUGCAGUAACAUCCAAAAUUCGCCAGAACUGGGUGAAGUUACUGAGGCAGGCCAUCCAGAACAACACACACCAAUCAGACUCCAGCAGUGAGAAAGAGAACCCCCGCUCCCGGAGACUGUCGUCAAGCCAACCGCCCGAUCGGUUCCCCUGCGAGGACUCAAGCUAUGAACCUGCAACUUCUAUCUACAACGCUGUAGCGGCAAACACCAACAGGGACCCAACGAUAGAAGGUGAUCCAGGGAGAGACCUGUCUCCGGCCACUCAGAGGGAGCAAGGGGAGGGCUGGGACCGUGAGCAAGCAAAGAGACUGGAAGAGAGGAACAAGUGGUUUGAGGAAGGGGUCCCUCUCAAUGAGAUGAGCAGCAGGUGGGACUCCAUGGAGCUGAGAAAGGGGAGUGAUCCAGUCCCUGUUACUGAAACCAUUGACUCUGAAGUCAACAAGAAAUGGACAGAAUUCGAGACGUCAUUUAGGGACACAGGCGCCCAGUCUCCCAUUGGAGCCCAGGCCUAUCAGUCAAGUGCUCCAGAUGGGUCAGAGUCUGUAGUUAAUUCUCAAACUUAUCAACCAAACCCAGACCAGGUCACUCUUAUGUCCUCCCCAGGUGAGGCUCUUCCGUCAAUGAAUAGCCAGAUCCUUCAAACUAACAAAGCUGGAGCUCUUCAAAAGGAGGCAAUCUCUCUUGAAAAGCAGGCUGAAAGCAUCAAUAAGGAGUGUCAAGCCAUGAGGGUAGAUGUGGACAGUCCCUGCGGCCCUGGAGCCCCAUGCAGGGCCAAGCUGGAAGCCAUGGAAGUAGCCCAUCGAAAGGCACUACAGGAGCUGCUGGAGAAGCAUGCCAGGGAGAAGAAGGAGCUAGAGAAGGAGAGAGACAGCAUGCUGCAAGAGGAGAGCCAGGCGGCUGCCAAGGCAAUGGAGGCGCUAAAAGCUGCUCAUAGGGAGGAGUUGGAGAGAGAAGUGGAGAAGGCCAGAAGGCUGGAUGGAGGAGCGGCACACUUGGAUUCCUCCUACAGAGUUCACAUGCCUCAAGCGGAUGUCUUGCACGCCGAGUUAAACGUGCUAUCAGAACGCUACUCUGAGAAGUGCCUGGAGCUGAAACGCUCCGAGCACAACGGCAAGAGUCGAGAGAAUGAGCUGGACGACAAGAGGAACGAGAUGGAACAGCUCCAGAGAGAGAAUCAGGAGCUCAAGACCAAGCUCGCUGAAGAAAUAAGUCGCAUGAGAUAUUUCAUUACGGGCCAGAGGUCAGAUGUGGUCUCACUUUGCAAAACUGAGGAAACCCCUUCUGAUUUAGAGACGUUGUUGAGGGCAAAGGAAAACGAGGUGCAGUAUCUUAAAAAGGAAAUCAGCUGUCUACAAAAGGAAGUGCAAACGCUUAUGAAGGAAAAAGAAGCAAUCUACAAGCUGUAUAAGGAGGCCUAUGUUGAACUGAGUGACACCAGGGGUCGGAGCCAGCUGGAGUUGGGCUCUCUCAAUGAGCAUUUGAGACUGGCCAAUGCUGCACUGCAGGAAGGGAGCAGACAGACUUGACCCAUACGGGCAACGCCUAAACAUUACAUCAAAACAGGGACAACAGCCAACCAAUAUUGACCAAUUAGUAGAUGUCAUGUAAAACCAAUUUUAUUGCAUUAGAACUGUUAUGUAUGGACCAAUUACAGUUGUGAAACACCUUUUCUUUAUUUCUUAUGUGUGAUCAACCUUGUUUAUUUAUUGGAUACACUUGUAAACAUGCAAACAAGAAUAAAGGCAGAGCUAAUGGUUCAGAUAGCCUCACAAGACAAGAGACCUUUCAAAAAUCAGGAUAAAUAUGGGCAGCAAUAUGAAGGAGAUGGUUGGAGGAAACGGUUCUGUCUGAAAGUGCACUCCAGCCUCUUCUUGCCUGUGCUGCCUGGUAUUAUUUCAGUUCAUAUUGCAAAGCACCCUGUGGAUAGAAGUUUGUACACAGUCAAUCUUCAGCAAGAAGGAAUUGCUGAAAACAUGUUACUCAUUGAAGCCUUUGACAAAUAAAAACUGGAUAAAAAACAA
This is a messenger RNA of Fundulus heteroclitus (mummichog), 2998 nucleotides long. Its product is annotated as TRIO and F-actin-binding protein. Lineage: Eukaryota; Metazoa; Chordata; Actinopteri; Cyprinodontiformes; Fundulidae. Gene Ontology annotation, cellular component: actin cytoskeleton. Gene Ontology annotation, molecular function: actin filament binding. The transcript is spliced from 12 exons. The record is from RefSeq and is a predicted model, not a curated record. Gene Ontology annotation, biological process: positive regulation of substrate adhesion-dependent cell spreading; actin filament organization. The coding region runs from base 767 to 2503 and encodes 578 amino acids.